Anopheles coluzzii is the source of this 1041-nucleotide messenger RNA. RefSeq names its product serine protease snake-like. NCBI's taxonomy places the organism in Eukaryota, Metazoa, Arthropoda, Insecta, Diptera, Culicidae. The record is from RefSeq and is a predicted model, not a curated record. Gene Ontology annotation, biological process: proteolysis. Bases 1 to 1041 code for a protein of 346 amino acids. The transcript has 6 exons. Gene Ontology annotation, molecular function: serine-type endopeptidase activity.
AUGCUACCGUACGAGAGAACAUCUGUAGACGAUUGCGAGUUGCGAUAUUUUAGAAGUGUUUCCCCGGAUCAGUUCAUUUCAUCCGGAUCGCCAGCAUUUCCUGGAGAGUUUGCUCACAUAGCGGCCAUUGGUUGGACACAGCCAGACGGUACCGUUCAGUGGAAGUGCGGAGGAUCGUUGAUAUGGGAAAACUAUAUUCUCACUGCAGCGCACUGCUACGCCGAUCCGGAUACAAAUCUUUCGCCGGAUGUAAUUCGAAUAGGUGAUCUCAAUCUCUUUGACGCUGACGAUGAUGAAUUUGUGCAGGAGAGGAAAAUCGUACAAAUUAUACGACACCCGCUGCACAAUGCAUCCACCGUUUACUAUGACCUUGCGCUGCUGAAGCUGGAUAAAAAAGUUAUCCAAAGCGAAGGAGUUAUCCCAACCUGUCUGUGGUUGGACGACAGCAUACCGUUCUCAACGCUUGAGGUUGCUGGAUGGGGUCAAACCGGAUUUGGUAAGGAGAAGUCAAAUAUGCUUCUGAAAGCAGAGCUGAAAUUGAUGACAAAUACAGAUUGUGCAAAGUAUAACAAUAAACGCACUCAACGUCGACUGGGUAAUGACCUAGCUGAUCACCAACUGUGCGCCUGGGAUGAGGUAAUGGACACAUGCCCGGGAGAUUCUGGAGGACCGCUACAUUAUAAUCUGUACUAUAAGCACACGAAAAUUCCGUUUCUUGUUGGGGUAACGUCGUUUGGUAAGGCGUGCGCAGUUUCGCAGCCCGGUGUGUACGUAAAGGUUGCUAAAUUCAAACAAUGGAUAAUAGAAACGAUACAAGAGCAAGGUGAACAAGUGACGGCCUUCAUGUUCGAGCCGCUGGCCUGCGCUUCAAGAAAUUCCUAUACGCGAGCAACAUUUGAUAGAAAAUUCGAUGAAAGGAUGUAUGUCACGAGUGUUCAAAUGCUGUGGCCGCAUCAACCACCUCCCGACGCAUGUGCUGGUAUUCUAGCAGAACCUGAUGCAGUUGUAACAUUGGCGCAAUGUGUCACCUUCAAUGGGUAA